Molecule: messenger RNA, 330 nt
Organism: Symbiodinium sp. CCMP2456
Lineage: Eukaryota; Dinophyceae; Suessiales; Symbiodiniaceae
Source: the annotation of a GenBank genome assembly
AUGGUCCGAGAGGAGCUGGUGCCGCAGGUUGUCAGCUUCAAUGCUGCCAUGAGUGCCUGCGAAAACGCCAAGCUCUGGCAAACUUCUCUGGUGCUACUCUCGGAGAUGCUGAUGCUUCGGUUGGCGCCUGACGUCGUCAGCUUCAAUGCCGCGAUCAGUGCUUGCGAAAAGGGCGGUAACUGGCGCAUUGCCCUGGAGUUGCUCUCCGGCAUGCUCUCGGCAAGGCUCCGACCUACUGUCGUCAGCUUCACGGCAAGCAUCAGCGCCUGUGGUGGCUGGAGCCAGUGGAGAGGAGUACUGCAGCUGCUCUCCGACAUGAAGUCCGCCGCG